Colias croceus (clouded yellow) is the source of this 2943-nucleotide messenger RNA. It is a transcript of the gene smid, whose product is annotated as nuclear valosin-containing protein-like. Lineage: Eukaryota; Metazoa; Arthropoda; Insecta; Lepidoptera; Pieridae. Gene Ontology annotation, molecular function: RNA binding; ATP binding; preribosome binding. Gene Ontology annotation, cellular component: nucleus. Gene Ontology annotation, biological process: ribosome biogenesis. The record is from RefSeq and is a predicted model, not a curated record. The transcript has a single exon. Bases 86 to 2683 code for a protein of 865 amino acids.
AAAUUGUCAAACAUUAAUUCGCGACUAAAACGGCGUGGGGUUCAUUACUUUCGUUUUAAUUAAAUCUAAAAGGAACUAGCUUGUUAUGAUGAAGAAACAUCAAACUAGACAAAAGACGUUCAGCGACCCUGUGAUUGUUUCACGUGUUAAGAAUUACCUAGCUGAAAAUGUAGACAAAACAUUUGUCGAUGUAAGUCAAAUGGCGCGUUCUCUCAAAGAGCGCUAUCGUGAAUACAAUAAUAGGAGUGACAACGCUUUCUGUCAGAUGGUCGAAAGUGCUUACAAAGUAGUGUUACAAAGUUAUGGAUUAGAUGGAGCAUCGACGUCCGAGGGUUCCGAAGAAGAAUCAGACUUAGAGUUAUUAGACGAGAAUAACAGCGCCUUGAACGAUCGUUUGAUGGUAAUGUACGGAAUGGAUAAAAAGCGGCCGGCGGCCUCCCGCCGAGCGACAGACAAGUCCGGUGAGCCUAUAGACAUUAUUAGCAGUGAUGAAGAGGGCAGCGCCGCGCCAAAACUUCCAAAAAUUAAUGAUCAAAUCACUAUAACCCCACAUAUUCCGAUUCGAAAUACGAAUAAUUCAAAUGAUAACCCACCAAAACCUGCGCCCGUACAAAAUGCGACAGAUAAAAAGCGCAAACCAGAGGUAAAAAGUGCACCUGGUAAGAAGAAAUAUGAGGUAGGGCCCAAAAAUGUUAAAGUUAGUUUUGAAGAUGUUGGUGGCAUAUCUGAUAUGAUUACACAAAUUUGCGACUUAAUUCUACAUAUGAAACAUCCAGAAGUGUAUGAAAAAUUAGGAAUAAAAAGUCCCAGAGGUGCCUUAUUACAUGGUCCGCCAGGUACAGGGAAGACUUUGUUAGCACAUGCCAUUGCAGGGAAAUUACAGCUGCCUUUUAUAGCAGUUAGUGGUACUGAACUUGUAGGUGGUGUGUCUGGAGAAUCAGAAGAGAGGAUUAGAGAGCUCUUUGAAAGAGCAGUUAUGGAAGCGCCAUGUAUUUUGUUCAUAGAUGAAAUUGAUGCUGUUUGUGGUAACCGAAUACAUGCUCAAAAAGAUAUGGAAAAGAGAAUGGUCGCUCAGCUUUUAGCGAGUUUAGACAGUUUAAGUGAGGAAUGUGCAACAGUUCUGGUUCUUGCAGCUACAAACAAUCCUGAUGCUUUAGAUCCUGCUUUAAGACGGGCAGGUCGCCUUGAACAAGAAAUUACUUUAGGCAUUCCAUCAUUAAAAGCUAGAAAGGAAAUUCUUUCCAUUUUAUGUAAAAAAUUGUCUCUCAGUGAAGAUAUAGAUAUGAAUGUGUUAGCUCAAAUAACUCCAGGUUUUGUCGGAGCAGAUUUACAGGCCUUAGUAAAUAAAGCAAGUACUUAUGCAGUGAAAAGAAUAUUCAGAGAAAUUCGUAAUAUGGAAAAGGAACAGACAAUUAAAGCUAUUGAAAGUAUUAAGCCAUCAGAAGAUGCGGUUGCCAUAAUUCCAAAUGGAGACAAAGAAAGCGAAGAACCGGUCAAAGAGGCAGAAAAUAAUGCAGAUACUGUUGCAGUUCAAACACAACCUGCAGAAAAUCCUGAGGUACCUGAACCAGAAGUUACCACAGAAAAUGUUAUUGAAGCUACCAAUGAUACUAUCACUCCUGAACCGGUAGAAGUAGAUCCAAUUGUGGAAGUUAUGGAAUUGCUUGAGAACAAUACUGCUUAUUCAUUUGAGAAGGUACAAGGGCUUGCCAUUCGACAAGAAGAUUUUGUGAAAGCACUCAAAACAACAAAGCCUUGUUCAGUCAGGGAGGGUAUUGUUACAGUUCCUGAUGUUACAUGGGAUGACGUUGGCUCUUUAAGUCAAGUCAGGAAAGACUUGCAGUUAGCUGUAUUGGCCCCUGUCAAGUACCCUGAGUUGAUGAAAAAGUUGGGUUUAGCAGCACCAAGUGGUGUAUUGCUCUGUGGACCACCAGGUUGUGGUAAAACCUUACUAGCAAAAGCAGUUGCAAAUGAAGCUGGAGUGAACUUCAUCUCAGUGAAGGGUCCAGAGUUGCUCAACAUGUAUGUCGGCGAGAGUGAAAGAGCAGUCCGUACAUGUUUCCGAAGGGCGCGUAAUUCAGCGCCAUGCGUUAUAUUCUUCGAUGAAUUUGAUGCCUUGUGUCCGCGGCGUAGCUCACAAGAUAACAACGGCGCAGCUAGAGUAGUCAAUCAAUUGUUGACUGAGAUGGAUGGUAUUGAAAGUCGUGAAGGUGUGUUUGUACUGGCAGCGUCAAAUCGACCGGAUAUAAUAGAUCCAGCUGUAUUACGACCGGGUCGAUUAGAUCGCAUUAUGUACGUUGGCAUGCCAGCGAGAGAAGACCGAUACGACAUAUUACAGAAACUAACGAAAGGUGGUACAAGCCCUCAGCUGGGACCUGAUGUGGAUUUACAAGUUAUUGCAGAAUUAACACAAGGAUACACGGGUGCUGAUUUGUCUGGCUUAGUACGAUCCGCCGCUACAAAUGCCUUAACUACACACAUAUCAAAUGGAUCUAUGGAAGGCGAGAUAUUCGUUACAUUUGGCGACUUUAGAGCAGCAUUAGGAAAAUGUAAGCCCUCUGUGUCAUCCAAAGAGCAAGCGCAUUAUGAAAAGUUACGAGUAAAGUAUGCAGGAGGUGUCGAUGAGAAAGAAAUGGAAAUGGAAACUGAACCCAUGAAUGAGGAAUCUAUGGAUACUGUUUAGCAGAGUGAUCUGGUUUCAUACAUGCGCUACGUCCUGUAUUUUUAAUGAUUAGAUUUAUAGUGCCAAUAUGUUCUUUUUUAAGCUAAAAAAACAUUACGGCGUCAAUGAUUUACCUUAAGAUUAAAGUUCAAUAAUAUUUGCCUUAUAUUGUACCAAAAGAAAUAUUGUUUUUAUGCAGAAUAAACAAAUGCAGUGAUUGUGUACACAUGUAGGUUUAAUGGUAAUUUUAAUUUGCAUUAUGAAUAAACUAUUUUAAAUAA